AAAGUUGUAUUCGCCUGGCAUCCCAGCUGAUGAGUCAAACAUCGAGCAAAAAUUUUCGUACAGUGGUGAAUUGUUUUUAUUAAAACUUCUUUUGCGUUCAAAAUGCCGAAUUUUAUAAGCGUUCCGCUUAAAAAGCCUUAUGACGUGGAAAUUGUGAGGCCACUGAAGAAUUUAAUCAAAAGUUUGAACAAUAAUCUAGGCCCAGAAAAAUUGGCUCAUUUUGAAAAUGCAGUGGAAAAGUUGAAUGUACUUCGAAAAACUGCAGUAUGGAAAUCGUACGAAAAGCAGGAAAGCUCACUGGAAUCGAUUUAUGGAUAUUAUGACCAGUUGAGCGCAUUGGAAACAAAAAUUGUAGUUCAGGAUCUUCAAAUACCAUUCAAGUGGAAAGAUGCUUUCGAUAAAGGAUCAAUUUUCGGCGGUCGUACCAGUAUGACAAUCUCUUCGAUGGCGUACGAAAAAGUAUGCGUGAUGUUUAACAUCGCAGCACUGCAAAGCGCUAUUGCUUCAACACAAAACUUUCAGAGCGAUGAAGGCUUAAAACUUGCAGCUAAGCUUUUUCAACAAAGCGCUGGGGCUUUCGAGUUCCUGAAAAAUAUGGUACCAGCAGCUAUCGCUCAAACUCCGACGAGCGAUAUGAAUCCUGAUACUCUAGCAGCCCUCGGAAGCAUCAUGUUGGCGCAAUCCCAGGAAGUAUUUGUACUAAAGGCUAUCAAAGAUAAUAUGAAAGAUUUGGUGAUUGCUAAGCUAUGCUGUCAAUGCGAAAGUUUGUACGCAGACGUUUUGAGAUUAAUUCAAAAGGAAUCAGUACGCAACCUUUGGGAUAAAGAUUGGAUUCCAAUCAUUGCAGCCAAACAAGCCGGUCUAAACGGACUUACUAUGUAUUACCAUAGCUUAGUAUCAAAGUCUAACAAAGCUAUCGGCGAGGAAAUCGCUAAGCUGCAAAAGGCCGUUGAAUUGUUUAAAGUGUCAGGAUCGAAAACAGAAAAAGUCUUGUAUUUAGAGGAGUAUUUAGCGAAAGCUGAAAAAAAUUUGACUGAAGCUAAAAAGGAUAAUGAUUUCAUUUAUAAUGAAAUUAUACCAGAUAUAAAUACGCUGCCAGCACCACCGAAGGCUUUGGUUGUCAAAGUUUUGGCGCCGACCGACCCAUUGAGUGCUAGUUUUGAGGAUAUAUUCGAUGAGCUGGUUCCGGUUUUGGUCAAUCAAGCCCUUUCUACUAGCGAAAACAUCAAAAAUGAAUUCGUCUCUAAUGAAAUCAUCAAAAUUCGAGAAGCAACGCAAAUGUUGAAUAGCAUACUUUUGAGUUUGAACCUGCCAGCAGCAAUAGAAACUUCAGACAACACUUCUAAUUUGCCCCCAUCUCUGUUGGAAAAAUCUAAAAUUGUUCGUGCUAACGGGGGAAUUGCUACAUUGAAAAAUAUGAUAAAUGAGCUUCCGGAGCUUCUCAAAAGAAACCGUGACAUAUUGAACGAGACAGCCUCCAUGUUAUUGAGUGAAAGCGAAUCUGAUGAACAGCUCAAGGCAAAGUUUGGAGAUAAGUGGACCAGAAUUCCUUCAGCUAAACUCACACAAACUUUCAAAGAAAACCUUGAAGCUUACAAGAAAAUUAUUGAUAAUGCUAUUACAGCCGAUAAAACUGUUCAAUCAAAAUUCGAAAGCAAUCUGAAUGGCUUGGAAAUGCUUUCAUUAACGGAAGAGGAGCUUGCUAAAAAGCUACCAAGUUGUGAAACCAGCAAAGAUCUAACAAAUCUCAACUCUGCUAAUGAACUUCGGAAAUUGAUGGAUGAUGUCAAAACACUGCGCGAGGAAAGAGAUGCUUUAGAAUCGGAACUUAAAUCAGUUUCAAUAGAUAUGAAAAAACAAUUUUUGUCCGCAUUUUCUACGACUGGAACAAUUGAUUCGGCUUCAAUGACUGUAGCUGAAAUUGAGAAGCUCUUGGCGCCUCUUAAAGAGCGAGUGAAAAAAAACGUUGCAUUACAAGAGUCGAUUAUCAGUAACAUUCAACAAACACAUAGUCAGUUUGUUUCUGAUGUCGGGCUAACCAGUCAAUCUGUGGAAAGCAUGCAAACACAGCUUGCAGCUGCUUUUGAUCUUUUCUCGGAGCUUCAAUCCAAUCUCAGAGACGGAAUCAAAUUCUACAAUGACUUGACUCAUCUCUUGGUGACUUUCCAAAGCAAAGUAUCCGAUUUUUGCUAUGCCCGUAAAACAGAAAAAGAGGAGUUACUAAGAGAUUUGACUCAGCACGCUAGCAAAGAGGUGCCAUUGGUUACCGCACAAAUGCCUAGGGAACAAUCCACAGCACCUGCCCUUGAUCAAACCACCUCUGCAUCUACGACAGUACCAUAUCCAAUGCAACCUCAAGGAAUGCCUUUGCCAUACGGAUAUGGUACACAGUAUACUAAUAGUAUGCCUCCUCCAAUGCCCCAAGGAUUCAAUCCAUAUGCUACAUUACCUUAUCCAGGUGUUUAUCAAAAUAUUGCUCAGCCUUUUGGUUUUCCCAACUAUGGAACAUACCCCGGAGCAUAUAAUAAUCAAAACAACAUACAGCGCCCAUAGGGUCAACGAAUCCAAUAUCAUAAAUGAGAAUCCUAAACUUCAUUUAUGGCAGUUUAAAUAACCAAGUUUUCGAUGUUAUAUGAUGAAUAUAUUAUAGGUACUUUGCUUCGAAAUAA
This is a messenger RNA of Uranotaenia lowii, 2669 nucleotides long. RefSeq names its product programmed cell death 6-interacting protein (gene ALiX). Gene Ontology annotation, molecular function: protein binding. Gene Ontology annotation, cellular component: endosome. The transcript is spliced from 6 exons. The record is from RefSeq and is a predicted model, not a curated record. The coding region runs from base 103 to 2553 and encodes 816 amino acids. NCBI's taxonomy places the organism in Eukaryota, Metazoa, Arthropoda, Insecta, Diptera, Culicidae. Gene Ontology annotation, biological process: mitotic cytokinesis.